AUUUUUAAAAACAAAACAAAACAUAACCUUUAAGUUACAAACAGUUUUCACUGAAAUUGGGAUUUUUAAAUCCGAAAUGAAUAAGACUUAUUAAUAAGUGUGCUUUUUAUUUUUUGCACGAUAUAUCAGUAACAUCAAAAUGUUUCACUAUACAGAAGACCAGACACAAGAAAUCGAUUAUGCUGAAUCUUGGGAGAUAGCAAAAGAAAUUUUUCCCAUCUUAGAUGACACAGUACUCCUCACAGAUGUUGAUUACGUUUGUUCAAAACGAUACGAUUUAUCUAAAUUGGUGAGGUUUAGGAAGAACCCAGACCUUUCUUUAUUAAUUCAGCGAUUAGUUAUAAGUAAACUAGAGCAAAGAUUAAGGAAUGAGGUAGCUCCAGCAUUUUGGUUAUACUUCAAAGCUAGUGAACAUGAAACUAGAGGCUUCAAACAGUUCUACAACGCCGUAAAAUGUUUGCAUGACAACUACAUAGACCUAGAACAGAAUGUCAACAUUUUGGAAUGGUUCAGAAACGCCACAUUGGUCAGCGAGCCAGUUUAUGGCGAAGAAAAUGUACAUGAUGCUUACAAACAUAUAUUCAAAGCUACUUUGUUGUCGCAGUUACAGUUAGACUACCAGACAGUUGUUAUGAAUUUUUAUUCUGCUGCGUUGAAGAUGGAAGAUUUGGAUGAAGUUAAUGAUGGCCAAUGUAUAAUUUGUUCGCAGGACCGUUUAGAAUGUAAUUGUAUGGAUUUGUUUACAGAAACAAAUGGAAAACUUGGAGAAAUGACUCUUCUCGAGCCAUUAGUUGGCCAAACAUUAACAAGUCUCGUACAUGAAACCAUUCAUUCUUAUAUACACAAAGUGUGUAAAGAUAGUUUUGAUUCAUCAUUUGUGGACGUUCUAGAAAUGUGGCUGUAUAAAGUAAUAUUGAAAUGGCUGACAAAGAUAUAUUGUUACGAUCAAUCGGUACCUCUUAAACAAACUGUGGAGACUUUCGAAAAGAAAUUGAUUAAUUUUCUCUAUACUAUAUAUACAAAAAUGAGGAUAGAUCAACUAUUUAAUAUCAUUAUAGAAUACCCAGAAUCUCUACCGGCUUUAGAAGACCUACGAAUAUGUCUUCCUAGAACAGAUCUAAAGCCUAUGCUAACUAAGAAACUACAAAAAGCAAUGGAAACACGAUUACUACACCCUGGUGUAAGUACACCUGAUGUUCUAACAGCUUACGUUGCUGCCAUUAGGUCUUUAAGGGUGCUUGAUCCUACAGGACUAUUGCUCGAAACUGUCACGCAACCGGUUCAUGAAUACUUGAGGAGUAGAGAAGAUACAGUAAGGUGUGUAGUCACCAGUUUAACUGAGGAUGGUCCUAAUGAUCUAGCAGAGGAGUUGGUGAGAGGAGAGGCCGUUCAAGUUGAUGAAAAUACACCACUGGACGAAGAUAAUGAAGACUGGGAAACUUGGGUGCCAGAUCCCAUCGAUACAGUACCAAAUAGGACUGUUACUUCUAGAAGGACUUCAGACAUAAUAUCAAUGUUGGUUAACGUUUAUGGCAGCAAAGAACUGUUUGUCAAUGAAUACAGAACUUUAUUAGCUAAUCGACUUCUGACUCAAUGUACUUUUGAUACUGAAAAAGAGAUUCGUUAUCUGGAAUUGCUGAAGCUUCGGUUUGGUGACUCACAGCUACACUAUUGCGAGGUAAUGCUGAAGGACGUAGCCGACUCAAAAAGAAUAACGCAACACAUCAAACAAGAAAGCGAUUACGUAGAAGAAGAAAUACCUGUAUCGGCGAUGAUCGUUUCCGCUCAGUUUUGGCCCGCUUUCAAAGAGGAAAAGCUUGAUCUGCAUCCCAAGGUUCAGAAUCAAAUAGGCAAAUUCAUAUCUGCGUUUGAAACUCUAAAGGGCAGUAGAACGUUAUGCUGGAAGACCCAUUUGGGUUUCGUGGACAUAGAGGUCGAAUUGGCAGACAGGACUCUUAAUUUGUCAGUUUCUCCAGUGCAUGCUACAAUUCUGAUGUAUUUUCAAGAUAAAGGAAGUUGGGAGUUGGAAGAACUAAGCAAAGUGAUGCAAUGCCCUGCAACUGUUUUGCGACGAAAAAUUAGUUUUUGGCAAUGUCACGGGAUUAUCGCAGAAACGACUCAAGACGUCUUUUCUAUACAAGACGAACUGGACCAAAAACCAGCAAGCGUACAAGAAGAUCUGUUUGUAGAAGACUACGAGACUGAGUCAGCUAUGGCAAGCGCACAAGAUCAGAGAGAAGAAGAACUACAGACGUUCUGGUCUUACAUCGUGGGUAUGUUGAUGAACCUGGAUACUCUACCUAUAGAACGAAUCCAUCAGAUGUUGAAGAUGUUCGCUUUCCAAGGACCGACUAUAGAGUGUACCAUGCAAGAAUUGAGGGCUUUCUUGGAUCGAAAGUGUCGAGAGCAUCUUUUAAUUUAUUCUAAUGGUUAUUACAAAUUACCUAAAUAAACUUUCUUUGAUAAGACUAUGUUAAAAA
Diabrotica virgifera virgifera (western corn rootworm) is the source of this 2480-nucleotide messenger RNA. It is a transcript of the gene morula, whose product is annotated as anaphase-promoting complex subunit 2. Gene Ontology annotation, cellular component: anaphase-promoting complex. The transcript has 9 exons. The record is from RefSeq and is a predicted model, not a curated record. Gene Ontology annotation, biological process: ubiquitin-dependent protein catabolic process. NCBI's taxonomy places the organism in Eukaryota, Metazoa, Arthropoda, Insecta, Coleoptera, Chrysomelidae. Gene Ontology annotation, molecular function: ubiquitin protein ligase binding. The coding region runs from base 140 to 2452 and encodes 770 amino acids.